GGCAGCAUGGCAGGCGAGGAGUUGUGUCUGUGCACGCAGGCUUUCACCCUGUUUGGGAUAUUGACAGCAGCUUAUAUAGUAAUAAUACAGGCAUGGAAGGCAAUAUGCGGGCUGAGGAACCACAUUGUAUCUCGGUGGUGCAGGACAGACCUCACGCAGUAUGGACAGUGGGCAGUGGUGACUGGCGCUACUGAUGGGAUCGGGAAAGCCUAUGCUCUGGAGCUUGCAAAGCGAGGCCUGGAUGUUGUCCUGAUAAGCAGAACCCUAGAGAAACUAAAAAGAGUGGCUGCGGAGAUAGAGAAAGAAUCUGGACGCAAGAUUAAGUAUAUACAGGCAGACUUUACAAAUGGAUCAGACAUCUACCAUAGGAUUCAAGAGGAACUAAAAGGCUUGGAAAUCGGAAUUCUGGUAAACAAUGUAGGAAUGAAACAAUCAGAAGUGAGCUGUAAAUUUCUGGAUACACCUAACCUUGAAAAGAUGCUGGACUGUAUAAUAAACUGCAACAUACUGUCAGCUGUACAGAUGACACGGAUCAUUCUUCCUCAGAUGUUACAAAGGAAGAAAGGGUUGGUUAUUAAUAUUUCCUCAGAAGCUGGGAAUCGUCCAUAUCCAAUGGCAGUCAUGUAUAGUGCCUCCAAGGUCUUUGUGGAUUUCUUUUCUCGUGCUCUGUGUACAGAAUACAAGUCUCAAGGAAUAACAGUGCAGUGUGUGAUGCCAUUAUUUGUCUCAACCGACAUGACCUUUAAAAUGAAACCAAACACCCUUGUGAAAUCUGCUGGUGCAUUUGCCUGUGAAGCUUUGAACACUGUUGGAUAUACAGAUCGUACUAGUGGAUGUCUCACGCACUCUCUACAGAGUUAUGCUAUAAGCUGCCUGCCAGACAACCUUCUCAACUUUUUAUUGACAUUAGAAUCGUCAAAGGAUUAUUUUGAAAAUUUGAACAGAAGCUACAAAAAUAAAGUUAACUGAGUGGUAUUUCUGCUGGCAUACAGAAGCAGAACCAAUACAUUGUAUGACUGUCUUUUACAGAAAAGUUUAAUCAACAUUUUAUUGUGAACAAUUAUGUGUUAUUAUUCUGUAGAAAGAAAAUGUGGUCAUACA
Molecule: messenger RNA, 1101 nt
Organism: Bufo gargarizans (Asiatic toad)
Lineage: Eukaryota; Metazoa; Chordata; Amphibia; Anura; Bufonidae
Product: very-long-chain 3-oxoacyl-CoA reductase-like
Exons: 11
Coding region: 7-969 (320 amino acids)
Cellular component (GO): endoplasmic reticulum
Molecular function (GO): oxidoreductase activity
Source: RefSeq, a predicted model, not a curated record